This is a messenger RNA of Actinia tenebrosa (Australian red waratah sea anemone), 712 nucleotides long. RefSeq lists its product as uncharacterized. The record is from RefSeq and is a predicted model, not a curated record. Lineage: Eukaryota; Metazoa; Cnidaria; Anthozoa; Actiniaria; Actiniidae.
AUGUUGUACUCAGACAAAGAAAGAACAUUAGCGAUGAAAAGAAAUCACGAAUGUCCUGCAAUUACCUCCAUUUCACUGUACUUUCUCGCUUGGUUGAGUUGUAAGACCAACACUAAACAAAGAGGCGACAAUCUCCCCUGUAGUUUCAUCUUUCAUACUGAAGGGAGGACGUCUUGGUUUUCGUCGCGUAUCGUUUUGGUUUUCCUGUUGUUGAAAUCUUCAGACCACGUCACUGGUAAACAAAGAAGUAAUACUCAAGGGAAUAACACGUGGUUUGCAAGAGUAACACAAUGCGCUCAAUUCGAAAGACUCAAUCCAGUACUACGGUUUGUUGCAUGGUUUAAAUAUUCUGCUUUACUACAUUCCGCUGAAAACGGAAAAGACGCACAUCUGCAAGAGGAACGCACACAGGUACAUCAACCAUAGCGAAGACAGACAUCUUUCACAAGAAUCAAGCACUUUGAUUGGAUGGUGCCCUUGGUCGUCUCCGCGUUUCAUUUGGACGCGUGGUUUAAACAAAUGCAUUGCUAUUAAAGAUAUAAUUGUUUUUUCGUGAAGCAAAUGUUUCUCGGAAAGAAUUCCGAGCAAUGCUGUCACGUCAAGUGUAGUAGUUGUAGACAAGCUGAACUGUUUCUUCAAUCAUGGAUAAUCUAUUUCCAAGCUUGUUUUGGCAAAUCUAUUCUAAAGAUUUAAUGCGAAAAAAAUUUAAGAA